Messenger RNA from Pomacea canaliculata, 874 nucleotides. Its product is annotated as kelch-like protein 8. The transcript is spliced from 5 exons. NCBI's taxonomy places the organism in Eukaryota, Metazoa, Mollusca, Gastropoda, Architaenioglossa, Ampullariidae. Gene Ontology annotation, molecular function: protein binding. The record is from RefSeq and is a predicted model, not a curated record. The coding region runs from base 176 to 874 and encodes 232 amino acids.
AAGUCGUUGUCAAGAAGCCGGUUGCUACAACAUAUAUAAAUAGAGGCGUGGUGGAGGUUAGUUUACUUCAAGCCACUGCUUUUGAAAGCUUACCCUGAAGUCUUGUACCUUUAACAGCUUUGAGAGACAUAUUUUUGUUUCAUCAACUGACAAGGUUCAAGCAACAAGGAAGAUCAUGACCUCUGAACAUCCACAAAACACGCCAGCUGGCCAUAUACAUCAAGCGAUCGGCCAGUUAUUUGACAAUGGUGAACUGUGUGACAUUUGUGUGGUCAUAGGCCAGAAAGAAAUUAAAUGCCAUGGUUUGGUCCUCGCGUCAGUUUCUCAAGUUUUUAAAAAACAAAUCAUGGCUAAUGAGAAAACAAUUCACAUCAGUUCCGAGGAUCUGUCGCCAGAACUGUUUGAACAGCUUUUGGAAAUCCUCUACAAAAACAAGGAUUUGGUAAACCAAGAAACUGCAAAAGACUUUCUUGUAAUAUCUUGCUUUCUGGAAAUAGAUUUUCUGGUUAAACGUUGUGUUGACAUUUUAAUGCACAAUUUAAUACCUCAAUAUUGUUUCCAAGUUUGGAAGUGUGCACAAAAAUAUAAACUACCGGCUCUAGCUCGCAAAGCUUGCAGAGUAGCAGCUAAAAAUAUUGCAAACAAACAGCAGGAGUGGCUGCCCUUACCUAGGUCCAUGAUAAAAACCCCAACUUUAGAGGUAGAAAAUUUGUCGGAAACAUCCUCACAAGCAUCAUCUGCUCCGUCUUCUCCCGUCACCGACACAAAUCACCAGUUUCUGUUUGAAGAAAAAUACCAGGCAAUAACUGAAGAAAGACCAAACAGUCAACUACAGACAAAGUUAAACAAGCUGACGCUGGACAUAGAAAAGUAA